AUGUACAGUUAUCGAUACCUGAGGCCGGUCUCGCGUAGUGGUCGAGCAAUUCUGAUACAGAGGCAAGCAUACUUAAGAAACAUUACCUUCACUCAUUUCCGUUGUGAGGAGAACAAAUCCAGUGCGAGUAAAAGACCUACAGGUAAUGCACUAAAUACAAAGUUAAAUGAGCUCAAUGGGUCUCUGAACAACCUCUGGAACAAGUUUCUGGAGGGCAGAGGUGUCUUUCAACACCAUGCCAAAAACAUCAGAAAAUCAAUACAGGAGGCCAACAAAAAGAUAGCCGAGCAAGAGAAAGAAUCCAAGGAUGCUAAAAUAAACUACAAGAAAGAUGAACUCACCAAUGAAGAGAUAAAAGAUCUCCCGUCUGAGAGAGAGUUACAUAGGAAGAAAUGGUCUCGAAAGCUUGAGUUUUACCUGGAUUCAUUGCAGGAGACUCUGUUCACUGCGACAAAAGCAUUGAAUGACGUUACUGGUUACUCAUCUAUUCAGAAGCUAAAGAACAGUAUAAAUCUUAUCAAUGAAAAGCUUGACGCCACACGGAAAGCGCGCACUGAUUUAAAAUUGCAAUACACCAAGGCUAUAGAGUCCAGGACAUUAUCCCAAAAGCAAUUGAAUGAGCUUCUACAAAGAAAGAGCAGUUGGUCCCCUUCCGACUUGGAGAACUUCACAAAGCUUUAUAAAGACGAUGCAAUCAAUCAACAAACUGAGAAGGAACUGAAAGAAAAGGUCAGGGAUAUUGAAAAAAAGGAAGAGCAACUCACCGAUGAUCUUUAUAGAGCAAUACUAACCAGGUAUCAUGAGGAGCAGAUAUGGUCCGAUAAGAUUCGUAGAACUUCAACUUGGGGCACAUUUAUCUUGAUGGGAUUCAAUUUGGUACUAUUCAUAAUCUUCCAAUUGUUGCUAGAACCUUGGAAAAGACGUAGACUGACCGGGUCAUUUGAAGGAAAAGUAAGGCAUGCGCUAGAAUUACACUCACAGGAACAAGAAACUAAGAUACGCGACUUCUUAGAAGAGAUUAAGACAAAGGAGAGCAAUAACAUUGCUAAUGAGCAGAAAACCAUCACCAAGCUAUCCUUUUGGGACAAAUUGAGAAACACAUUUCAAAACUCUACUGGACUAUCGCUUACGCAAUUCAACAUGCUAGAGCUGACUGUUACCGCUAUAAACUCAUUCCUAGUUGGUAUACUGUUCACAUUACUGCUACAUGCCUUGUGA
Molecule: messenger RNA, 1218 nt
Organism: Nakaseomyces glabratus
Lineage: Eukaryota; Fungi; Ascomycota; Saccharomycetes; Saccharomycetales; Saccharomycetaceae
Gene: SHE9
Product: She9p
Biological process (GO): inner mitochondrial membrane organization
Cellular component (GO): mitochondrial inner membrane
Source: RefSeq, a predicted model, not a curated record